GGAGCGCGUGUUUUAUUAUUAUCUGUGGCAGCAGCAGCAGCAUCGUGGACACGUUUGGAUCUCAGGGCACAGAAUGGUUCGUGGGACUCGGUGGAAGCUGUGACCGUAGAUCGGCCAGGACACGAGUGAUGAACAUCUGAUUUAUUUAAAAGAAAACCAGCUCCGCUCAUGUUUAAGACCGGCAGCUGUCCGUCGGUGGAUCCCGCGCCGACCAUCAUGCACGGGACCUGGUUCAGCACCGGCUGUCGGGAAAACACGCCCGUGGCCGUGGAGAAACCCAAAAAGAAGCCGUUCAGCCUGGUGAAAAUCAUGUCUCUCAACAACAAGAAGGCCCACGGCAAACAUCCGCAGCAGCACAACAACAACAACAUGCCCUUCACCAUCCACUGCCACAUCGGGAAGGAGAUCAAGCACAUCUGCAGCAACUGCAGCCGUGGGAACAACACGCAGGACGCUGAGGAGGUUGAACGUCGUGCCGCCAUGCGUUCUGAGUCCUUGCUGUCUGGCACUCACACGCCUCCCAUCCACCGCCGGAGCAAGUUUGCAACUCUGGGAAGGCUCCUUAAGCCCUGGAAGUGGAGGAAGAAGAGUGAGAAGUUCAAGCAGACGUCUGCUGCAUUGGAGAGGAAGAUGUCAAUGCGACAGAGCAGAGAUGAACUGAUCAAGAGAGGAGUGCUGAAGGAGAUCUUUGAAAAAGCAAGUGUUGAGUUCCGAUCCUCGAUGGACGGCAGAGUUUGCCCUCAGAACUCCUCUAUUAAGUCAUCUGUGGUCCUGCCCACCAAAAAAUCAGUCACCUUCCCAGGUGACCUUCAAGAUACACCAACCAAACCCUCGCUGUACCACAAACAGCCACCGGCCCUCCCCCCAAAGCCCUUCUCUAGGAUCCCAAACCACAGCACAGAUUCUUGUCAGCUAAUGAAGUUACCCUGCAUGCCAGGUGGGAAACACUCUCCUCCUCUGCCGCCUAAGAAAGUGAUGAUUUGCGUGCCCCCGGGGGGGCUGGACUCUUCCACCUCACCUUCUCCCACCCCCAACCCCCUCGGCAUUCUCUCCCAGAAGUGCGCCCCUCCUCAGAAUUUGUCCGCCCACCAUGGCACCUUGCUGCCCUCUCAGCUCUCCGUGCUCUCCAGCCUUCACCAGAGCCAUGGCCAUCCCCUGCAGCUUCAGUACGGCAGCAUGCACGCACCCAGUCGCAUCAUCGAGGAGCUCAAUAAAACCCUGGCGCUCUCCAUGCAGCGGUUCGAAAGCUCGGCGUUGCACGGCGGAGGUCAGUGCGUAACCCUGGAUCGAAGAGAAGUGCCGUCUAUAAUCAUCGACUAUGACGACGACAAGGAGAACAUCCCCAACGAGUCUGACUAUGAAGACCUGCCAAGCAUGUACAAGGACGAAGACGACGACGUGGAUGAUGAUGAAGAUGACGACGACGACGACGACUCCAUAUUUACAAGUACUCUUGCACAGAAGGUGCUGAGGAAAGAUUCUCUGGCCAUCAAGCUGAGCAACCGUCCAUCCAAGAGAGAGCUGGAGGAGAAGAACAUCCUGCCCAUGCAGACCGACGAGGAACGGCUGGAGUCCCGGCAGCAGAUUGGCACCAAACUCACACGGCGCUUGAGUCAGAGACCCACAGCCGAGGAGCUGGAACAGAGGAACAUCCUCAAGCCCCGCAAUGAGCAGGAAGAGAUGGAAGAGAAGCGAGAGAUAAAACGCAGACUGUCACGGAAGUUGAGCCAGAGGCCCACUGUGGAGGAACUGAGACAGGCUAAGAUUCUCAUUCGAUUCAGUGACUACGUGGAGGUGUCGGAUGCUCAGGACUACGACAGGCGGGCAGAUAAACCCUGGACACGGCUGACAGCAGCUGACAAGGCGGCGAUCCGAAAAGAACUCAACGACUUCAAGAGUAAUGAGAUGGAAGUGCACGAGUCAAGUCGCCAUUUAACCAGGUUUCACAGACCUUAGCAGACCACCACUGUCUCGAGCGGCGCCC
Molecule: messenger RNA, 1984 nt
Organism: Thalassophryne amazonica
Lineage: Eukaryota; Metazoa; Chordata; Actinopteri; Batrachoidiformes; Batrachoididae
Product: phosphatase and actin regulator 1-like
Exons: 12
Coding region: 169-1956 (595 amino acids)
Biological process (GO): cell motility; stress fiber assembly
Molecular function (GO): actin binding
Source: RefSeq, a predicted model, not a curated record